Topomyia yanbarensis is the source of this 1218-nucleotide messenger RNA. RefSeq names its product dedicator of cytokinesis protein 3-like. Gene Ontology annotation, molecular function: guanyl-nucleotide exchange factor activity; small GTPase binding. The coding region runs from base 790 to 1218 and encodes 142 amino acids. The record is from RefSeq and is a predicted model, not a curated record. The transcript is spliced from 3 exons. Gene Ontology annotation, biological process: small GTPase-mediated signal transduction. Gene Ontology annotation, cellular component: cytoplasm; plasma membrane. NCBI's taxonomy places the organism in Eukaryota, Metazoa, Arthropoda, Insecta, Diptera, Culicidae.
GUCGGUACGAGGAAGCGCGUCUGUUUGUGUGAAAAUGCAAAUCAAGCAAACACCGGACUUUUGCUUGAAAUGAGUCGACUCCUGCAGUCAGUCGGAGUUGAGCGAGAGCAAAAGUCAGUUUCGUGUAGACGUCGCUCGAAGAAAGUCGUAAUUUUCUUGUCGGGUUUAGUUCACUGUGACGUUUGCAGUGUUCAAAGUGUGGAGAAACCACUUGCAUGUUCGGCAAUAAAAAGAGAAAAUCCUCGCAGAAAUAAGGUGUUCCUAGUUGUGUUGCCUGUUUUCGCAAAUCUAAAGGCAGAUUGAUGCCAUGGUUGUGUAUGUCGGCUGUGUUUUGAUCAAUCUAGUGUUGCAAACAGUCGGAUAGGGUAGCGUUCUUGGUUUAUUGAUUUUUCCCGAUUUGUCACUGCUUAGCGGUUGUAUUUUUAGUGACCGGGGUGUAAAUUAGUGUAGCGAAAAUUUCUGAUCGGGUGUGACGUAGCCAUGAUAUCGGAGCGAUCGGCACUCUAGCCCAUUAGUGUAACAAGCAAUCCAGCUAGUGUAGUGUUGUGUGCAAAUAAAAAGUUGCGCUGGAAGAUAUCCCGACCGGAAGAGGGUUGGUCAAGAAAAAAAUAUAGAAGAGAUAAAGAGCAGACAGCGGAAGGUUAGCCUGAGGCAGUGAGAGUCCUGGCUCCUGCCGCUAGUUAGUAGUGCAUUUCGACUAAAAGUGAUCACAAAACAAUGGAAUAAAUAUCAUCGAAUCUCAUACGCAGCAAGUAAUCUCAAUCGAAACAAAUCUCAAACGGAAUAAUCAUGUGGAUUCCAACGAGCAACAAAUUCGGAGUCGCCAUCCACAACUGGCACGGUCACGUCACGCACGGGCUCGCACUGGACGUCGGAGAUUUUGUCGAAAUACUGGAGGAAACGACACACUGGUUUCGGGGUACCUGUCCGCGAAAACCGCGCAAGGUUGGCCUCUUCCCGAAAACGUACAUCCACCUGAAAGACCUCGCCAAGCUGGACCCGGUGGUGGCCGAGUGUACCCUGGUGCUGCGCGAGUGGUCCGAAAUAUGGAAGAAACUGUUUGUGGAACGCGAGGAAUACAAAUUCACCUCACUGCGGAAGGUGAUGCUGGCAUUGCUGGAAAGCCGGCGGGAGCUGCUGAGCGCCACCCUGACGCAGGAUCAGACGUACGAUCUGCAGAUGAAAGUGAUCUCAAAGAUCGAUUGGGGAAAUCGGUGA